ACAUCUUCGUUAUAUGAGCUUUCCUAUGGCAUAACCGUUUUAUUUCGGUCAUUUAUUUGUUAUAAAUAUUGAGUUGGGCAUCUAGUCUCCAAUGGUUCUAUGAGGCGUAGUUAUUUAUUGUUUCUAGUGGCCAAUUGCCUGGAUUCUUGCAUCUUCUAUCGUUGCACAACAUUGAUAUUAUAUUUUAGAUGGAUGUGCAUCACUUAAGUUGCGUGAAAGGGCACAGUGAGCGUAUUUGGUCAGUAUGUUGGAGUCCCGUCGAUGACAUUUUUGCAACUUGUAGCUCUGACUGCAGCGUGAAGAUAUGGCGUAUUACUCGUUCAUCUAAUUCACAUGUUAAGAAAGGUCAUUUAUGUUCAUCGUAUGAUCCGGGAUGUUGUUCUGAAUACAACAUAGAAUUAGAGGCCAGUAUUGAUAAUUAUUUCAAGAAGACUGUGCGCAGUGUUCGUUUUAGUAAUGACGGUGCUUACUUAAUAUGUGCUUCCUUUGAUGGCACUGCUACCAUUUGGUCUCGUGUUCCACAGAAAUCCGGUGGUUCUGACGUUAUAAAUUCCUGUUCAUCCAAUAUCGCCUACUUGUGGUCCUGCGUAUGCGUGCUUGAGGGUCAUGAGAAUGAGGUGAAAUGUGCUUCUUUUGAUUGUACUGGUACAUACGUUGCGACCUGUGGUCGUGAUAAGACCAUUUGGAUACACCAGCGAUCCAGUUCAACUCCUGGUGACACUAGUGAUAUAGUUCGUUCAUUAUCUGGCACUGAGGGUUCCAUUGAUUUUUAUUGUGCUGCGAUAUUGACAUCUCACAGUCAGGACGUCAAAUGCGUCAGUUGGAGUCCCACUGCAUUGUUGUUGGUCAGCGGUUCUUAUGACAACAGCAUUCGUCUUUGGGGUUUAGUGGGCCAGGAUUGGUCAUGCAUACAAACUAUUAACAUCCAUGCUUCUACUGUAUGGUCAAUUUCUUUUGAUGUUGAUGGUACUAGGUUCGCUGCGGUUUCUGCUGACCGUAGUCUUUCAUUGUUUAAGAGUUCCAAGGCUGCUGCGUAUUUGGAACAAUUGAAUGCCACUCAACGUCAAGUGUCAUGUCCUAGUGCCAUUAUGAAAUUGAGUCCUUUAGACACUCGUUUAUCUCACGAGCUGAGUUUAAGGUCUCAGGCUGUGUCAUCAUACCAGCUGAGUAAUCCUUUAAUCGCAGACGAUUGGCAACCUUUCCAGGUUAUAGAAUCAUACAGUUCACGUGCGUUGUAUUCUGUUAAUUUUUGCAAGUUUGUUAUUACCGGCGGUGGCGACAACACGGUUCGUAUAAUGUAUCCUGGUAGUAAUGCUUCUAGCCAACGCAUAGAGUUCCGCGCUCACAAUUCUGAUGUGAAUGGUGUAUGUUGGAAAACCAAUGACACUCGCAAUUUAUUUCUCUCCGUUGGCGACGACGAGUACAUAAAGUUGUGGAGUUUGGAGUGCACAUGAUGUACCUAAUGUGGUUCCAUGACUCG
Molecule: messenger RNA, 1480 nt
Organism: Babesia bovis T2Bo
Lineage: Eukaryota; Apicomplexa; Aconoidasida; Piroplasmida; Babesiidae
Product: WD domain G-beta repeat family protein
Exons: 8
Coding region: 189-1454 (421 amino acids)
Biological process (GO): iron-sulfur cluster assembly
Cellular component (GO): cytosolic [4Fe-4S] assembly targeting complex
Molecular function (GO): protein binding
Source: RefSeq, a predicted model, not a curated record